Clupea harengus (Atlantic herring) is the source of this 1648-nucleotide messenger RNA. RefSeq lists its product as uncharacterized. The coding region runs from base 189 to 953 and encodes 254 amino acids. NCBI's taxonomy places the organism in Eukaryota, Metazoa, Chordata, Actinopteri, Clupeiformes, Clupeidae. The record is from RefSeq and is a predicted model, not a curated record. The transcript is spliced from 3 exons.
UCAGGACCCCAAGGAAGUGGAUCUACGAACCCAAAUUGUCGCCCCAGCAGGGAUCAGACAGCUGCGACAACAGCAAAGGCCCUGUGGCAGAAGGAAAUGGUGGGUGUGAGCGAUUUAAUCGGACACUGUUGGGGCUGUUAGGAACCCUGGGAGAGGAGCGGCGCCGCUGGCAUGAUCACCUGCAGGAGAUGAUCCAGGUGUACAACAACACAACCCACAGCGCCACAGGGUAUACUCCCUACUAUCUGCUGUUCGGUAGACACGGCUCCCUUCCUCAGGACUGCCUGUUGGGAAUACCAGAUGAGACUGGCUGCGCGUCGGUGGAGGACUGGGUAAAGUGCCAUCAACAGCGUCUGAGGUAUGCCUAUGAGAAAGCAGGGAAGCACACAGACAUUGAGAGAACCAGACAAAAACGACACUAUGACCACAACGCUGAGAACUCUCCCCUAUUGCCAGGCGAGCGGGUGAUGAUGAGAGACAUGAGGGCAAGGGGCCGAGGUAAGCUGGCCGACAAGUGGGAGGUUGUGCCUUAUAUAGUGGAAAAACAAACUAACCCAGAACUGCCAGUCUAUGUGGUCAGACCAGAGCAAGGGCAGGGAGCUGAGAAAGUGGUCCAUCGGAACAUGUUAAGGCCUUGCUCUUUUCCCCCUGUGGAGAGGGCAGCUGAAACCCCCAGAGCAGUUGGGAGGACCCCUAGGCGUGGAGAAGCCACGAGACAGGCCCCUAUCGACCCCCAGCCAGCAGAGACAAGUAGAGCCACGAUGAGUUUCCCCUGGGUAGGAGUUUGGGCCCCUACAGGUGCGAGACCAGAUGGUGAUGUGGCGCGAGGCGGGCAACGACCAGACCACAACCAUCCAGAUGUCAGAGACGGGCAGAGACUCGAGCUUGACCAACCUAGACGAUCCACCAGGGCUAACAUUGGGAUUCCUCCAACCAAAUAUGGAAACCAAUAACUUAUACAUCUAGUAUGGGCAUAGUCAUUGGGACACUGACUUUACAGCAGGGAAGGAUGUAACAUGGUGUUUUGGGCCUGAGGGUUGUUUGCAGUGAUUCACGGUGUGUUCUGAGUGGUGUGUAGUGUUUCACAUGAGUGUAGUGGUGAUUGGCACACUUUAAUUGAGCACUGAGCACGAACCUUUUCUACCGCACGUGUGUAGCAUGAUCACUAAUUAAGCACAGGUGCCUAGCAUUAUGCCACUACCCUCCUUAGGUGUUUCCCAUCACAAUAUUUCUACUUAUACCCGUGUCCACAAGCUAAUGGCAGUAUUGUCUGACGCUGUGUCCAUUGUAUCAAGGUUGGUGAUCGCGAUAUUCUUUGGUGUGGGCUCUAUACUUUCUCUGGGUUUCAUUUAAUUGUAAUAGAGUAUUGUCUGACGCUGUGUCCAUUGUAUCAAGGUUGGACCAGAGGAGAGUUGCUUGCGGACUGCCGGCCAUUGACCCUGUCCAAGCUGUGUCGUGUGUGUGAAUGAGAAUCAGAGAACCAGAAGAGCGUCUGGCUUGGCCGUGUCCCGGGAGAACGAGACUGACGCGCACGGCGCUGAAACCAUACGAACCUACCUGGACACUCCAGACAGACAUUUGAACUUUGAGUGCUGGCACUACUUUUAGCAAGCGCAUUUUAAUGUUUUAUAUUUAUUAUCAAUCCCUG